Molecule: messenger RNA, 1411 nt
Organism: Hevea brasiliensis (rubber tree)
Lineage: Eukaryota; Viridiplantae; Streptophyta; Magnoliopsida; Malpighiales; Euphorbiaceae
Product: protein translocase subunit SECA2, chloroplastic-like
Exons: 12
Coding region: 1-1170 (389 amino acids)
Biological process (GO): protein import; protein targeting
Cellular component (GO): chloroplast envelope; membrane
Molecular function (GO): ATP binding; ABC-type protein transporter activity
Source: RefSeq, a predicted model, not a curated record
AUGAUAGAUGCUGCCAAAGAAAUUGUAGAUGACACUUGCUUUCUUUUUAGAGAAGCUCCUGAUGUUGAAGUUGAUGGCGAAAAAAACUUUCAAAAGGGUCCAAGUCAAAAGGCUUGGGGGCUCCACGUCAUUGGGACAUCUUUACACGAGUCUCGGAGAAUAGAUAACCAGAGCGGGAAAGGCGGGGAUCUGGAUCUACGAUUUAUGGUGAGUUUACAGGAUGAAAUGUUUCAAAAGUUCAAUUUUGAUACUGAGUGGGCAGUGAAACUUAUCUCAAGGAUUACUAAUGAUGAGGAUAUACCAAUUGAAGGUGAUGCGAUUGUAAAACAGCUUUUAGCACUGCAAAUAAAUGCGGAGAAGUACUUCUUUGGCAUAAGAAAAAGCCUGGUUGAGUUUGAUGAAGUAUUAGAGGUACAAAGGAAACAUGUGUAUGACCUUAGGCAAUUGAUUUUAACAGGUGACAAUGAAAGUUGUUCCCAACACAUAUCACAGUACAUGCAAGCAGUAGUAGAUGAAAUCGUCUUUGGCAAUGCUGAUCCCCUUAAGCAUCCAAGGAGCUGGAGCUUGGACAAACUCUUGAGGGAGUUCAUCAUUAUUGGGGGAAAGCUGUUGGAUGGCUCAUUUGCAGGAGUCACUGAGGAGGCCUUGCUGAAGUCUCUUCUACAACUGCAUGAAUCAAGCUCUGUAGAUAUUAAUAAUUUUUACCUUCCGAACUUGCCAAAGCCUCCCAAUGUUUUUCGAGGAAUCCGUAGGAAAUGUCAUUCACUAAAGCGUUGGCUUGUUAUAUGCUCUGAUGAAUUGACUAAGAAUGGUGGAUACCAGACAACUACUAAUCUUCUUCGCAAGUACCUUGGAGAUCUCCUCAUUGCUUCGUAUUGGAAUGUUGUGCAGGAAUCCGGUUAUGAUGAUGCAUACGUCAAGGAAAUUGAGAGGGCAGUUCUUCUGAAGACUCUAGACUGUUUCUGGAGGGAUCAUCUCAUAAAUAUGAACAGGCUCAGUUCAGCGGUAAAUGUUAGAAGUUUUGGGCACAGGAAUCCUCUUGAAGAAUACAAAAUUGAUGGGUGUCGAUUUUUUAUUUCAAUGUUGAGUGCAACACGAAGACUAACUCUUGAAACCCUCUUACAGUAUUGGUCAGCCCCUACAGAGUCCCAUGAACUUUUUGAAUCAUAAAUGCAUUUUGCUCAUCAUGUGGAAGGUUUGUAUCAUUCUUCUUCUGUAGAUGUCUACUCCUGUUGAGAUCUAAAUGAUUUAGAAUCUUGUUAAUUCUAUGCUUUUGUGGAGUUUCUGUGAUGAUGGAAGACUAGGAAUCAGAAUUAGAAUAGGGUACUCGAUGCAUAAAUUUGACACAUUAUUUUUUAAAUUUGAAUUCGUUGUAAAUUUAAUUAUAUAUUAUCCAAAAUCGUUAACUCUA